Messenger RNA from Arctia plantaginis, 510 nucleotides. The record is from the annotation of a GenBank genome assembly. NCBI's taxonomy places the organism in Eukaryota, Metazoa, Arthropoda, Insecta, Lepidoptera, Erebidae.
AUGUCAAAGUCUAGACACAUUGCUCAUAAUAAGCAGGCUCCAGCUGCGAAGUUAAAUCAGCGUAUAGCCGAAGAAGCACAGCUGCUUGCUGAAGAGAAAUGGAUAAUUGGAGCUUUGAAGAAAAUUAAAGCUCAAAAAAAUGGUUUACAGAUUGAACGUUUGCAUUUGGAGAGUAUGCGUGCAAAAUUACUUGAAGUCUUAAAUCCGGAGCAAACAAUAGAAAUAUCAGUCCCUGCUAGUACAGCGAUCAACACGGAUGAGGAAAUUCAGGAGACUGCUGCAAAAAUACCAAAUGUACAAGAAGUUAACACGUGUUUUAUGGACAGUGAGGAUGGGAGUCAACAGAAUUUGAAUAAUGAUGAGUUAUGCAAUACAGAAGAGCUUAAUUUGUCUGUAACGAAUUCUAUAUUUCGUAGUGAGCCAUAUGGUGCAGCAUGCGAUGAGGAGGAAGAGGAAGAGGACAUGGAGAACUGUAUCCUUGAUAUGGACAUGCUUAUGAGCGGCAAGUGA